Caenorhabditis elegans is the source of this 1027-nucleotide messenger RNA. RefSeq names its product Nuclear receptor domain-containing protein (gene nhr-241). Gene Ontology annotation, biological process: regulation of DNA-templated transcription; DNA-templated transcription. The record is from RefSeq and is marked reviewed. NCBI's taxonomy places the organism in Eukaryota, Metazoa, Nematoda, Chromadorea, Rhabditida, Rhabditidae. The transcript has 6 exons. Gene Ontology annotation, molecular function: RNA polymerase II cis-regulatory region sequence-specific DNA binding; zinc ion binding; sequence-specific DNA binding. Gene Ontology annotation, cellular component: nucleus. Bases 1 to 996 code for a protein of 331 amino acids.
AUGUCAUCCGAUCUUCCAGCUGCGCCAUCCGAUCUUCCCUCCACAUCAUCCAACCUUCUCUGCACAGUCUGCGGUGCUCCAGCCAGCGGUAGGCGAUACGGAGCCGCCGCCGCCUGCCUUGCCUGCAUCGUCUUCUUCCGGCGAUCAGUCCUAAGAAAGAUCCACUACACCUGUCAGGCACUAGGCAGGUGUGAGAUUACUGUAGCAUCUCGAUGUGUUUGCCGGUACUGUAGAAUGCAGAAAUGCUUGGCGGCUGGGAUGGAUCCUCGUGCAAUACAAAUCCGGGACCUUCUUGGGCCAAGGAGCUUAUCGUCAAGAUUAUCCUCACGUCGGAAUCUAGAUUUUUCUCCGAUUUUGGACUUAACUGAUUUUCUGAGCCUACAAAGGACCCAGUGCAGCUCUGGAAACCAAAAAUGUUUCCAGCAAACUUCUAGAGAAGCAACCUCUUCCGACAUAAACUCAUCUCUAAAACUAGCCAUCGAGCAUGCAAAUUCAUGGGCUCUGAAAUUUAAUUUUUAUGAAAAUUUCACGGAAAAAACUUCAAUUUUAUCGGAAUUUGCCAUCGGAUUUAUGCUAAUCGAUCAGGCAUUCAAAACUGCGGAAGAAGCUGAAAAUGGCUUCUGGCUCCUGCAAAAUGGGACUUUUUUGGUCGAAAAUGAGCACAAAUCCUACUCAAAAUAUGUGUCUGAAAUACUCAACUCAAUAGCAGUUCCGUUCAAAAAUCUGAAAAUUGAAGAGUUUGAGUGCGUGAUUUUGAAAAUUUUGCUGUUUUUGUCAGCCAAUUCCCUGCAAAAUCACAGGGAUCUUGCUCCUCACCGCAAGUAUUGUUUCAAGCUGCUCACGGAGCACCGGAGCCCUCCAGAAGCCGGGGAAAUAAUUUUACUGCUCAGCUCAAUUAGGUGUGUCAUAAAGUCAUUUUAUAAUGUAACUAGAAUAUCUGAUAUUUUUAAUGUUGAAAAUUUUGACGACGAUGUUAAAGUUGUACUUGUUGAAUAAAGUCAUGUUGCCAGGCACAGGCAAAUUGUUU